AUGUUCCUGUGUAAACUUCUAUUUUUCUCCGUAUUCUUUUGCUUUGUGCAAUCAUAUCCAGCAAACACCAAGCAAAUGCCCAGUCCGUUGUCGUCAAAAUCGGAUGACUCAAAUGAGACCAGUCUUGAUAAUAAUGACGAGAAAAUAUCGGAAAUUUUCAAUAUACCCGACUCUGCUACAAACGAACCGACCAACAUAACAAAUUGUGAUAAUGUUAUUUGCAUUGCCUAUUCAAUGUGCAUCGAUGACAAAGUGGUGAACAAUAGUACUGAAUUAUUUGAUUGGCGAGAAUCAUCACGAAAUUCAACGGAAAAAUUCCUUCCAGGUGAAUUGGUAAAGUGUGAUAAUAUGGAGGUGCCAUGCUGUGCGGAUGAAGCGAUACAAAAUUUGAAUCAACCUGCACCAGACAAUAAUACGCAAAACAAUCAAAAUGAAUAUGAUUCAAUCGAAGACUACGACGGUGACGACAAUACAUUUAUGACCAUUCAAAAAUGCGGCUAUGGUAAAUUCAUAUCCAGUCGAGUAGUCAGCGGUAAUGAAAUGCGACCGAAUGAAUUCCCGUGGAUGGUUGGAAUAUUCUUCCGAUUACCAACGGAUAAACUACGUUAUGUUGGUGGUGGUUCAUUAAUUCAUGAGUCUGUGAUUUUAACGGCGGCUCAUUUACUGCUGCAAUUUACACCCGAACAACUGGUGAUUCGUGCCGGUGAACACGACAUUUUGAAACCAGAAUCGGAUGGAAAACGUCAAGAACGAAACGUAACGAAUAUCAUCAAUCACGAAGAUUUGUACGCCGAUUCGUUGAUCAAUGACAUUGCAUUGAUCGUAGUGGAUAAACCAUUUAAAAUGACCGAUUCGGUGAAUACCAUUUGUUUACCACCACAAGGUAUUCACACCAAUGAAGAUACGAUCUGCACAUCAGGUGGAUGGGGCAAAAAUGCAAACAAUCAUAAUGGAAAAUAUCAAGCAACAUCGAAAAAAAUUGAAUUACCCAUUGUGGAGCAAGGCAAAUGUGAAAAAAUCUUAAGAAAAACACGAUUGGGACCAUUUUACAAUUUGCAUGAUAGCUUGAUGUGCGCAGGCGGCGGUAGACGUGAUACAUGUAAAGGAGACGGCGGAUCACCAUUAUUUUGCGAAAUUUCGAAUGACAUCGGACGAUUUUAUCAAAUAGGCAUCGUUGCCGGCGGAAUUGGAUGUGGGAAAAAGCUACCGGGAAUGUACGUUAAUGUUGCCUAUUUUGGCGAUUGGAUCACACAACAACUUCAAUUUAUUAAUAUGAGGAUGAGACCGGAAAAUAUUUUGCAAUAUGAAUUGUUUGAUUGA
Contarinia nasturtii (swede midge) is the source of this 1320-nucleotide messenger RNA. RefSeq names its product phenoloxidase-activating factor 2-like. Gene Ontology annotation, molecular function: serine-type endopeptidase activity. The transcript has a single exon. Bases 1 to 1320 code for a protein of 439 amino acids. The record is from RefSeq and is a predicted model, not a curated record. Gene Ontology annotation, biological process: proteolysis. Lineage: Eukaryota; Metazoa; Arthropoda; Insecta; Diptera; Cecidomyiidae.